CAGGAAUCUCGUUUUCUUGGCUCCCUUUCUGCGUCUUGCGAUAAAUUUUGGCACAUCAAUUAAAGGCCUAUUGAUCCUUAAGAUCUUCCUUCUCUGAAGCGUCACUGACGAGCUUUCCGCUCAGCGAAAACAAGAGGAACCCCAUAGACGCUAUGCCCGCCAUGCGCGUCGCACUCCUCAUCGCCGCCAUCGCGGCUGCCGCCACCGCCUCGCCGUUCCCAUGGGCCGACGCAGCAGCAGCCACCAGCGUCGCGAGCAUGCCCGUCCCCAGCAACGGAACGAGCCCCACUCGAACGGGUCACCACAACCCGCACAAGGAGCCAACGCCGACGUUCAAGACCGGCUGCAACUGCCAAAAGCCCAUCAUGCCGAUUGAUAUGCUGACAGAGGACGAGAAAUGCCAAUUCGAGUUCUAUAUCAACAUGUCGUGCUACAUGAAGGCACAAGGGGGAUGCCCGUCGCCGACGCUCUCGUGUUAAACACACUCUGUUCGAUUGUAGUGGUAUAAGAGGAGAUGGAUGGAUACGGAUGUGAGAUGGAAAUGGGAGAGAAGGAGAAAGAGUGGGCCUACAUGUCGAAGAUUUCUUUCGCCGUACAUAUUUGGGUAUUUGUCUG
Trematosphaeria pertusa is the source of this 615-nucleotide messenger RNA. RefSeq lists its product as uncharacterized. Lineage: Eukaryota; Fungi; Ascomycota; Dothideomycetes; Pleosporales; Trematosphaeriaceae. The record is from RefSeq and is a predicted model, not a curated record. The transcript has 3 exons. Bases 153 to 479 code for a protein of 108 amino acids.